Messenger RNA from Anopheles merus, 1543 nucleotides. RefSeq names its product tRNA pseudouridine(38/39) synthase-like. NCBI's taxonomy places the organism in Eukaryota, Metazoa, Arthropoda, Insecta, Diptera, Culicidae. Gene Ontology annotation, biological process: mRNA pseudouridine synthesis; tRNA pseudouridine synthesis. Gene Ontology annotation, cellular component: nucleus; cytoplasm. Bases 89 to 1543 code for a protein of 484 amino acids. The record is from RefSeq and is a predicted model, not a curated record. The transcript is spliced from 5 exons. Gene Ontology annotation, molecular function: RNA binding; pseudouridine synthase activity.
UUGUUAUUGUGCAAACAAACGGCGUUCGUUGCAAGCGUGUGCUGAAACGUGAUUGCUUUUUUAGUCGGAUUCAAUAUUACUUUACAGUAUGGAAGUAAAAGUGAACAAAAAGAGUAAAUCCUGCACCGAGGACGAAUUGCUUGCUCUGUCAAAAGAGGAAUUAAUUGAUAAAAUCAAACAGCUGGAAGCACACAACACGCAGCUGAAAAGCAUUGUGCAGAAAAACCUUCAAUCACGCGACGAGACCGCCAAUGGCAACGCGAAGAAGAAACACCGUCCGUUCGAUUUCGCCAAAUGCUUCAAGCGACACAUUCUCCUUCGCUUUUACUAUCUCGGCUGGGACUAUCAGGGAUUUGCUGCGCAGGAAGAUUCGAUCGAAACGAUAGAGCAUCACAUGUUUGCUGCACUGAAAAAGGUUUGUCUGAUCGAGAGCCGGGAAACCUCCAACUACAAUCGCUGCGGCCGCACCGACAAAGGUGUGAGUGCGUUCCAUCAGGUCAUUAGUCUGGACGUUCGGUCAAAGUUUGCGCCCGAGCUGCAGCUAGAUGCGAGCAGCCUAACGACGGAGCUUGAUUACUGUGCCAUGCUGAACCGGGUGCUGCCGGAGGAAAUACGCUGCCUCGCCUGGAUGCCGAUGACAAAUCCCGCCUACAGUGCACGGUUCGACUGUCGCUCCCGUACGUAUCGGUAUUUCUUCCCCCGGGGCGAUCUUAACAUUACCGCAAUGGAAGAAAGUGCUCGCUAUCUAGUGGGUGCGCACGAUUUUCGCAACCUUUGCAAAAUGGACGUUGGCAAUGGGGUGGUUAGCUUUGUGCGAAGCAUCGACGCAAUCAGUAUAAAACCAUCGCAGCGGGAUAGUGAGCGUGACGGUAGUAGCUACGAUAUGAUGUACCUGGAGCUGCGAGGCAAAGCAUUCCUGUGGCAUCAGGUCCGUUGCAUAAUGGCGGUGCUGUUGCUGGUUGGACAGGGCAGGGAAGAGCCAUCGGUGGUGAAAGAUUUGCUCGAUGUAGAGCAGAAUCCCUGCAAACCGCAGUACAGUAUGGCGAGUGAUGUGCCGCUCAAUUUGUACGAUUGUCAGUUCAAUGAAAAGAGUGGCGAAUCGAAUGGAGAGGAGACGAUGGAAGGAGAAAGUGAUUUGAGCGAUUGGAUCUACAAAGAGGAAGAUCUGCGACGCACAAUUUCCGAUUUACAGGGACUGUGGAUGAAGCACAGUGUGAAAACCACAAUGAUACGGGAAAUGCUGAAAACGUUACACAGCAUACUGGAAGAUCGCUUUGCAGGGGCUCCCCCAAUCCGCGACCAAUCGGCGCUGUUGACGCAGGGAGUGCGAAGCAAAGAGUACUGCCCGCUGCUUCAACGCCAGCGCUGUGAAAGUCUUGAGAACCGGAUCGAACACUACGCCAAGAAGCGACGCAUCGAGGUUAGCGUUAAAUCAAACGACUGCAGCGCAAGCGGAAGCGACGAACCGGCGGCCGAGCACGUACGCACUGGCACCGAUCGUAACAGCAAUGUAGAUCACGGCGUGUCGGGAAUGGACAAUUAG